Molecule: messenger RNA, 8224 nt
Organism: Labrus mixtus (cuckoo wrasse)
Lineage: Eukaryota; Metazoa; Chordata; Actinopteri; Labriformes; Labridae
Gene: arfgef2
Product: ADP-ribosylation factor guanine nucleotide-exchange factor 2 (brefeldin A-inhibited)
Exons: 38
Coding region: 160-5682 (1840 amino acids)
Biological process (GO): regulation of ARF protein signal transduction
Molecular function (GO): guanyl-nucleotide exchange factor activity
Source: RefSeq, a predicted model, not a curated record
UGACGUGUAACCAGCAUGGCGGCGCUGAGCUGAGGUAGCAACUCUUACUGGACUGUCACCGAUAGCCUGGCUUUUCGUUAGCUUCCCUCGUCACCUGCCUGUUUGCAGGGCCAGGCCGAUGAGGACGGCCUGAGAGAGGAGCGGUAACAAGACCGAGAGAUGCAGCAGAAACAACAGCGGCCUCCACAACAACGACAAAACUCACAGCUGACGGCGGAAAACAGCAAAACUAAGAGCAUGUUUCUGUCCAGGGCGCUGGAGAAAAUCCUGUCGGACAAGGAGGUGAAGAGGAGCCAGCACAACCAGCUGCGCAAAGCCUGCCAGGUGGCGCUAGAUGAGAUCAAGGCAGAGCUUGAAAAACAAAAGGAUGGCACAGUGGUUCCACCCAGAGCCAACUACAUUGAGGCUGACAAAUACGUGCUGCCCUUCGAGUUGGCCUGUCAGUCAAAAUCCCCUCGGAUAGUGAGCACCUCCUUGGACUGUCUGCAGAAACUGAUCGCAUACGGCCACAUCACUGGCAAUGCCCCGGACAGCAGGACACCAGGGAAGCGGCUGAUCGACCGCCUGGUGGAAACCAUCUGUAACUGUUUCCAGGGCCCGCAGACCGACGAGGGAGUCCAGCUACAGAUCAUCAAGGCCCUAUUGACUGCAGUGACCUCCCCGCACAUAGAGAUCCACGAGGGCACCGUGCUCCUCACUGUCAGGACCUGCUACAACAUCUACCUGGCCAGCCGCAACCUCAUCAACCAGACCACCGCCAAGGCCACGCUCACUCAGAUGCUCAAUGUUAUCUUCACACGCAUGGAAAACCAGGCUACCCUCGAGGCUCAGGAGCAGGAGAAGGACCGGCUCCGACUACCGCAGCAGAACCCGUCCCCGGUCCCGGGUAAUCGGAGGUCCGGCUCCCCGCGGUCUGACCGGACGCCGACUCCAGAGCUCCAGAACUCCCCGUCCCCAGCAGCAAGUUCUCCAGACCUCACUGCCACCAAUACUAGCUCAACGCCCCCACCGCCAGCCCCUGACUUGGACCAGGACCAAGGGACUGAUACCCCAUCAAUCAAUGGAGAACCCAAGGAAGGCACCGCUCCUGUAAAUGGAGAAGCAGAGCAGGUCACGCCAUCAAGUGAUUCAGUGUUUGAAGAUGAAGGAGCAGAGACUCUCCCUGAAACGGCUCAGCCAGCAGAAGAAGGGGAGAAACUGGAAAGUAGUCCCAAUCCAGCGGACUCAUCCGUGACUGAAGGAGAGGGGGAGGAGCUACAGUCAGGACAAAUAAACAGUGGAUCAGGAGAUGAGAACCAAGUGCAUCCCGUCACUGAGCAGACAGAGGUGACGCCCCCUAGAGGGAGAGCAGAUGGGCAGCAGAUGAACGGCAUCAUCGAGGACCGCUCUUCUGUUUCCUCCACAGAUAUGCUGGAUGCCGAGGCGCUGCAGGGACCCUACAAUGCCGCCCGUUUCUCCCACAUCCUGCAGAAAGAUGCCUUUCUGGUGUUCCGCUCUCUGUGCAAACUCUCCAUGAAGCCUCUUGCUGACGGACCUCCAGACCCAAAGUCCCAUGAGUUGCGCUCCAAAAUUGUGUCUUUGCAGCUGCUGCUCUCGGUGCUGCAGGGUGCAGGGCCGGUGUUUCGCACUCACGAGAUGUUCGUCAACGCCAUCAAACAGUAUCUGUGCGUAGCCCUGUCCAAAAACGGGGUCUCCUCUGUGCCUGAGGUCUUUGAGCUCUCCCUGGCCAUCUUUCUCACCCUGCUCUCACACUUCAAGGUCCACCUGAAGAUGCAGAUCGAGGUGUUUUUCAGGGAGAUUUUUCUGACCAUCCUGGAGACAUCAACCAGCUCCUUUGAGCACAAGUGGAUGGUGAUCCAGACACUAACACGGAUCUGUGCAGACGCCCAGUGUGUGGUCGACAUCUAUGUGAACUACGACUGUGACUUGAACGCAGCGAACAUCUUUGAGCGCCUUGUCAGUGACCUGUCAAAGAUCGCUCAGGGCAGAAGUGGACAGGAGCUCGGUAUGACUCCUCUGCAGGAGCUGAGUCUGCGUAAAAAAGGUUUGGAGUGUCUGGUGUCCAUCCUGAAAUGUAUGGUGGAGUGGAGCAAAGACAUGUACGUCAACCCAAACCUUCAAGCUAACCUGGGCCAAGAACAUCCAUCUGACAGUGAAGCAGGAGAGCUGAAGCUGCCAGAGCAAUCGGGACGUCGAGACAGCAUCAGCUCGCUAGACUCCACCGUCUCUUCAAGUGUUCAAGUGUCGCAGGCGGACCACCCGGAGCAGUACGAGGUUAUCAAACAGCAGAAAGAUAUCAUCGAGCACGGCAUCGAACUCUUCAACAAGAAGCCAAAGCGAGGAAUCCAGUACCUGCAGGACCAGGGCAUGCUGGGGACCACAGCAGAGGACAUCUCCCAGUUCCUCCACCAAGAGGAGAGACUGGACACGACCCAGGUGGGAGAGUACUUGGGUGAGAACAUCAAGUUUAACAAAGAGGUCAUGUACUGCUACGUGGACCAGUUGGACUUCUGCGGGCGUGACUUUGUCUCGGCACUGAGAGCAUUUCUCGAAGGCUUCAGACUUCCUGGUGAGGCGCAGAAGAUCGACAGGCUGAUGGAGAAGUUUGCUGCUCGAUACCUGGAGUGCAACCAGGGACAGACUCUGUUUGCCAGCGCAGACACUGCCUACGUGCUGGCGUACUCCAUCAUCAUGCUCACCACAGACCUGCACAGUCCUCAGGUGAAGAACAAGAUGACGAAGGAGCAGUACAUCAAGAUGAAUCGUGGGAUUAACGACAGCAAGGACCUGCCUGAGGAGUAUCUAUCUUCAAUUUACGACGAGAUCGCAGGCAAGAAGAUCGCCAUGAAGGAGAGCAAAGAGUUCUCAAUCACCCCAAAGUCCACAAAGCAGAAUGUAGCCAGUGAGAAGCAGCGUCGUCUGCUCUACAACGUGGAGAUGGAGCAGAUGGCCAAGACUGCCAAAGCUCUGAUGGAGGCCGUCAGCCACGCUCAGGCUCCCUUCUUCAGCGCUACACACCUGGAGCACGUCAGGCCCAUGUUCAAGCUGGCGUGGACCCCCCUGCUGGCAGCGUUCAGUGUGGGACUGCAGGACUGUGACGACCCGGAGGUGGCCUCUCUUUGUCUGGAGGGCAUUCGGUGUGCCAUCAGGAUCGCCUGCAUCUUCAGCAUGCAGUUGGAACGAGAUGCAUACGUCCAAGCCUUGGCCAGAUUCACCCUGCUGACAGCCAGUUCAAGCAUCACAGAGAUGAAGCAGAAGAAUAUUGACACCAUCAAGACCCUGAUCACUGUAGCUCACACUGAUGGAAACUAUCUUGGCAACUCCUGGCACGAGAUCUUGAGGUGUAUAAGUCAGCUGGAGCUCGCCCAGUUGAUCGGCACCGGGGUGAAGACGCGCUACAUCUCAGGGGUGGUCCGGGACAGGGAGACUGGCAUUAAGGGCAUACCCUCCAGCACAGAGGAGUUCAUGCCCCUGGGGCUGGGGAACCUGGUGGGAAGUCAGGACAAGAGACAGAUGGCUCACAUCCAGGAGUCAGUGGGAGAGACCAGCUCUCAGAGUGUGGUAGUAGCUGUUGACAGGAUCUUCACUGGCUCUACCAGACUAGAUGGAAAUGCAAUUGUGGACUUUGUGAGGUGGCUGUGUGCGGUGUCCAUGGAUGAGCUGGCCUCGGCACACCAGCCGAGGAUGUUCAGCUUGCAAAAGAUUGUGGAAAUCUCCUACUACAACAUGAACCGCAUCAGGCUGCAGUGGUCUCGAAUUUGGCAGGUCAUAGGAGACCACUUCAACAAGGUGGGCUGUAACCCCAAUGAGGAUGUAGCCAUAUUUGCCGUGGACUCACUGAGACAACUCUCCAUGAAGUUCUUAGAGAAAGGAGAGCUGGCCAACUUCCGCUUCCAAAAAGACUUCCUCCGGCCUUUUGAGCACAUCAUGAAGAAAAACAGAUCGCCCACCAUCAGAGACAUGGUGAUCAGAUGUGUGGCUCAGAUGGUAAACUCGCAGGCGGCUAACAUCCGUUCAGGUUGGAAGAACAUUUUCUCAGUGUUUCACCAGGCGGCGUCGGACCACGAUGAGACCAUAGUGGAGCUGGCCUUCCAGACCACUGGACACAUUGUCUUGAACACCUUCCAGCAACACUUUGCAGCUGCUAUCGAUUCGUUCCAGGACGCAGUGAAGUGCCUCUCAGAGUUUGUGUGCAACGCAGCUUUUCCUGACACCAGCAUGGAGGCCAUCAGACUCAUCCGGCACUGUGCUAAAUAUGUCUCAGAGAGGCCACAGACCCUGAGGGAAUACACCAGUGAUGACAUGAACGUUGCCCCCGGGGAUCGUGUGUGGGUUCGUGGUUGGUUUCCCAUUUUGUUCGAGCUCUCCUGUAUCAUCAAUCGUUGCAAGCUGGACGUCCGGACAAGAGGGCUCACAGUCAUGUUUGAGAUCAUGAAGAGCUACGGCCACACGUUCGAGAAACACUGGUGGCACGACCUCUUCCGAAUCGUCUUCCGCAUCUUUGACAACAUGAAGCUCCCCGAGCAGCAGACAGAGAAAACCGAGUGGAUGACAACGACAUGUAACCACGCUCUGUUUGCCAUCUGCGAUGUGUUCACCCAGUUUUAUGAGCCCCUCAGUGAAAUCCUGCUGGCUGACAUUUUUACACAGCUGCAGUGGUGUGUCAGACAAGACAACGAGCAGCUGGCUCGCUCGGGGACAAACUGUCUGGAGAACCUGGUGAUUCUGAACGGGGAGAAGUUCAGCCCUGAGGUCUGGAAGAUCACCUGCUCCUGUAUGCUGGAGAUCUUCCAAAACACCAGCCCUCACGCUUUGUUGACUUGGCGACCAGCUGGUCAGGAGGAGGACACAGCAGAUGGCAAGCAUUAUGAUGCUGAUUUCGACAGCCAGUCUCAGAGCAGCUACGACAGAGCUCUGUCUGAAAGAGGACACAGCCAGAUAUCCAGCGACGACACAUGGAAGGGAAAGUCUGGUACAAGAGUUACAGACCAGAAGCUGUUUGCAGGCCUGCUGAUUAAAUGUGUGGUACAGCUUGAACUAAUCCAGACUAUAGACAACAUUGUCUUCUACCCAGCAACCAGCAAGAAGGAGGAUGCUGAGAACAUGGCUGCUGCACAGCGAGACGCUCUUGAAGAAUCGGAGACUGACGGCGGCAACACGCGUGCAGAUCAGGGAAUGUACAGACACAUGACUUCUGCACACCUCUUCAAGCUGCUCGACUGUUUACUGGAGUCACACACCUUCGCCAAGGACUUCAACUCCAACAAUGAACAGAGAACAGCUCUCUGGAGGGCAGGCUUUAAAGGGAAAUCCAAGCCCAACUUAUUAAAGCAGGAGACCAGCAGUCUGGCCUGCAGCCUGAGGAUCCUGUUCAAAAUGUACUCUGACCCUCAGCUGCAGGACUCGUGGCCCGACAUCCAGACACGCCUGCUGCUGGUGUGCAGUGAAGCUCUGGCCUACUUCAUCAGUCUGACCUCAGAGAGCCACAGAGAGGCCUGGAACAGCCUCCUAAUGCUGCUGCUCACCAGGACACUACGGCUGGCCGAUGACAAGGCAGGAACACACACACACACACACACACACACACACACACAUACACACACAUGCAUACACACACACACACACACACACACACAUACACACAAGUUCCAGCUACUUUUUAAGUUGAAUGUAAUCAUUUAAAGGACAAUAGUUUUACUGAGGGAGGACUCAAACUUAUAUUUGUAGACAUCAAUGUCGCCUGGAUCAUAACUAUGUCCGGCUGAAAUUAAAUCUGAGGCAGGAUCAGAAAUAAAAGAUGGCCUCAGCUCCAAAAUAUAAUAAAAAGGUAAUAAAAUGUGCCUUUGAUUAAAUGGCUGCCCUCCAGAUUUUAUAUAUUCAAUACAAAUAUGAAGUCUUAUAAUAUUUGUAUUUAUUUAUAUAUUUAUUCAAUAUUUGUGUCAUUUUAACACUUUGGUGAACUGUCACUGAUGAAUCAUCCUCCCUCUCCCUCUCUGUGUGAGUGCAUGAUUCACGGAUGAUUCAUGGCAGCUCAUGACUCAGGCUCUCCUUCCAGGGCAAAGCUAUAACAGUUUUUUUUGGGUUAGAAAACAACCCAGCAUGGAGCCUGAAGCAGUGGGAAAUGUGGGUGCCCAGCAGCUAGCUUUAGAGGAAAAACACGAGUUCCACACAAACCAUUGCAUCAACAGAAAUUAGAACAGUGUUGUGAAAGUGGGCUGGCUGACACGAUCCUCAUGUGAUCGUUAUGCUGUGACUUUGGGUGGAAUAGUUCAAACAAAUCCUUGGGCUACAAACUUCAUGAACCUGAUGGUAUGAAAUGAUUCAAUGAAAUGUAUAAACAGCACAAACAUGUAUCAGUAGGGUAAAAAGGCCUGCUGUGAACUCUGUGAGCUGCCAACAGCAUCCACACACCCCAGAGCCACCGCCCUUCCUUUUCUUUGAAUAUUCUAAAUAUUUCCAAAUACGCAAGUCACAUCUUCUGCAAAUACUCAUGUUAGCAAAUCUGUUUGUAAGUUGGCUGAAAAAUAGAGCAAAUUAUAAUUUUUCACUUGCCUCUUUUUUCCAGUUCAAGCCCCAUGCGUCCUGCUACUACCCUCACCUGUGUGAAAUGAUGCAGUUUGACCUGAUCCCAGAGCUACGGGCCAUCCUCAGGCGCUUCUUCCUGCGCAUCGGCUCCGUCUUCCACAUCGCUGCUCCGGAGGGGGCGCACGUCCUCACUCCUGCAUCCUAGAUUGAGGUUGGCGACAGGUGGAGAGAAACAGAGAUGGCAGCGUAGAUUGAUCAGAAGUGGACACUUGAGACACUUUCCCAGUCUUUUUUAUUUUUUUGGGACUGGAACAGAACAACAAAAAGGGGUUCUAAUGCGAGGAGGAAGACGAUGAAGACUGUAGCUUUUCUGUCUCCCUUCAGGACUCGUGAAAAUGUUCCGCUUCUUCUACUACGCUGAGCUUGUAGAGAAGUCUUCACCCUGUCCUUCCUCUCUUCUUCCCUCUGGGAGGAACAGCACUGUGACCAGCAAACUCUGCUGACUGUGGUCAUUCAUAAACCUAACCCCCCCCCCCCCGAAGCCCCCUGCCCCCCUGACUCUCAUCUCAAACUGAAAUCACUAAAAAAGAACUGUAAACAAUUAAUUUAUUGAUAUUGUUGCAAACCCUGUACCUGUCAUUUUGUUGGUUUGGUUUUUCUGUUUGUUUUUUUAAUACUUAAAAAAGUAUAACUUCACGCUGAAAGUAAAUGGACAAUAUUAAUGAAUUUGGUAAACCUUACUUUUGCCCUUUGUGAACGCUCUUUUGGCCACCUGUGCCUGUUAGAAAACGACGAUGACACCAUCAGUGUCGCUCUUAUUGUGAGUUUGUUGAUCUCAUCAAAACAAAUUGUAAUAUCUGAAGCCUCAUGUAUCGGUGCCCCACCCAAAGCAAAGCUACUUUAAUGUUCUCGCUCAUGUCUUUGUCCUUUGGUAGGGGGCUAUUGUUAAAGAGGUUGAGCUGCAGGUGAAAAACAGUCUGCAUCCCUUUCAACAUUAUCAAAGAUCUUCUGCAGCUGCUGUGUUGUGAGGUCUUUUUUUCAGGUUUACAUUGAAAAGACUGGCUACUCUUUUCUGUUAUCACUGCAUUCCUUUUUGUUGUUGUGUUGACCCACUAAGCCUUACUCCAAAGGACUUUUCAUGGAGUCAACUCCUCCUGGCAUUACAAAUACAGCUGGCUCAUAAGACCCCCCACUAAUCCAUCAUUUGGCCCUAUGAUGUACUGUUUGUUUCACAUUCUGUUUUGCACAUUACAUGUAUUAACACCACCCCAGUGUACAGACCUCCUGCGAAUGGUUGGAAUCCCCAUCAGUGUUUGGACACAUUCAAGAAAGGUGCAGGAACAAAGUGAAACCAAAAGUCACGUCUACAGAGGAACUGGAAUCUGUGCAUCCUGGAUCCUCCACAGUUUGUUCCAUGCAUUUUUUUUUUUUUUUAAAGAAGGAUGUAUGUAAUUAUUGACAUUGCAUUUGAAUAUUUUUUUGAAAAAGCAUUCCUUCCCCUGCAACUAUGGAUGUCUACUUUUCUUCCCUCAAGCUGGGGAAUAUAUAAAUAUAUAUAUAAAUAUAUAUAAAUGACAAAAUGAUGACUGUAAAGUUUUCAAUGUAAGAUACCUAAAUAUAUGCUAUUCUGUUCUAUACAUAAUAUUGUGAUGUAAUCUUCAGAGCAUUUGGUGAAGUGUCAAUAAAACCUUAAUUCUGA